Molecule: messenger RNA, 1767 nt
Organism: Puccinia graminis f. sp. tritici CRL 75-36-700-3
Lineage: Eukaryota; Fungi; Basidiomycota; Pucciniomycetes; Pucciniales; Pucciniaceae
Exons: 5
Coding region: 1-1767 (588 amino acids)
Source: RefSeq, a predicted model, not a curated record
AUGACACCUGAACCAGAUGACCCCACAAUCAAAAACAACCCUGAUUUUCCAGCUCAUUCUUCCCCUUUGACUGAAUUGUCUGAAGCAACUGAAUACAACAAUGAUGAUGAUUUCCAAGAAAACGAUGCAUCUGCUCUUCCAGAACCCGUCUGGCCUGAAGUUUCAAACGAAUCAACUUCAGCCCAAAAACCAGACCCGCCACCCCAGGCUGUCACCCCUGGAGGAUAUCUAAACGACCCAGAAGUAUCGAUCAUCUCUGCAAAAGAGUUCUUGGAUAAUAUCAAGGCCAAGGCUCAAAGGUUGGAGGUGAUCUGCAAAGAUACAUCAAUCCCACUUUCAGCUCGUCGUCUUAUGAGAGAUGCAAUGAAAAUCAUGAUCGAUUCAUCAACGACUGUCCAGCAAGGAAAAAGUCUACCUGAAGAUGAGGAAGUAAGGAUCGGAAACAAGAAUCUUCUUGGAAAGCGAAAUAAGUCAAGCACCACUAGAAAGCCUUCAAAAAAGAUGCGUCACCGGUUCACCUCUGGAGAUUCCGAGAAAGAAGGUGCCACUGAGAAAGACAAAACAUCGAACUCUGAGAAAGACAAUCCGAACAAUGAAGUGCCGGAUGAUCCACCCUCUGUUCCAGAUCAACCCAACCCAAACCCAGUCAUGGAAACCUCCGAAGGGAAUCAUCAAGUUACUCAAAGCUCUGUGCCGGUUGAUUCACCCUCUAGUCUAGCUCCCAACCCAACCCAAGCUGUGGAAACCUCUGAAGAAAAUCGUCAAAAUCCUCCAAGCUCUACAGAUGGAUGUGACGAAACUGAUCCAAUUCAACAGAAGCCGAAAUCUCCUUCCAGAACAACUGGCUGCAAUGAAUCAACAAGCAGUAAAAAAAAUAACGAUCAUAUUCAUCAAAACGCACCCCCUUUGAGCAGAAAUGAACCGGAAAACUCUAACCCAGACACCAAUCCAACAAGCAUCUUGAAUUCAAAUCAAUCAGUCUCACGAGAUUCCACUCGAGCCGAAGAAGUUGGAAUUGCUUCAACCGAUGAAUCAACACCAAUAAACUUGAAAUACAGGACUGAACUUUCCCCGAUUCAUGAACUUUAUGCAGCCACCAUAAGCUACAAUGCAUACCACACGGCAUUCGAAUCAAUAAAUCAACUUUACUCCUCCAGAACAAAUGGAUUACUCCCGCCUACUGCCUAUAGUAGCUUUCUAUCCUCAAGGAUUGAAUUCAAACCAGUUAAUGGAACAUCACUCAAGAUAUGGCUUAAGAAUCUGAGAAGAGAAGGCCCUGAUUUGAUUUCACCCGGAUUUAAUGAACCGUUCUACAAAACAGACGUUUGGUGUUUCCCUUCUAAAACCAGCAUCUCGAGCCCUCCAUCUCAAAGCGAAAUGGGAUCUGAACUUUUCACUCUGUUCACACAUCUCUGUCAUCCCGCCGAGGCAGUCCAGUGCAAGUGGGCUGCAAUUCUUUUCCAGUCUAUUGCACUUGUCGCAAAAGAUAUCAGCUCUCUACCGGUCUACAACAAGCCAACCGAUCCCGCCAAUGAACUUGGACCCGAACUGGCGAUUAUUGAAUACUUCAUACAAUGCUUGAGUGGACCUGACGCCUCUCAUGAAAUCACCGACUCAACUUCAUCAAAGGAAAAAGAAAACAAAAUAAGCUUCAGCACUCUCGAUAAGUUCAUUGACAAUAUACAUCAAAUGCUGAUUGCCUUUGCUGUUCUCAAAGCCAAGUACUUCCGAAAGAACAUAUCUCAAGACCCCAUUAUCAACUCUUAG